AUGGACCCAAAGCCUAUCAGUAUUGCAGACCUCGAGAGGAUCGCACUCGCCAAACUACCCAAGUCCACGCGUGAUUACUAUGCCUCCGGCGCUGAAGAAGAGAUCACCCUCCGCGAAAACAUCACUUCUCUCCAGCGCUACCGCAUCGUCCCUCGUUACUUGGUCGAUGUUGGGCUGGACAAGCUUGACUCGAGGAGUAGACCAGUCUGGGGGAAGAGGCAGAAUGUGCCGUUUGCGGUUGGGCCGUCGGCUUUCCAUCGGUUGGCGGGAUUUGAUGGAGAGUUGGAUGUUGCUAGAGCCGCUUCGAAAAGAGGCAUCUCAAUGGGUCUCUCGUCCUCAUCGACCUCAUCUCUGGAGGACGUCAUCCACGCUGGCACUGCCGUCAACGAUUGGUGGUAUCAGCUCUAUGUCUCCUCCGAGAGGCAAGAUACCGAAGCCCUCGUGAAACGCGCCGAGAAGGCCGGGUAUACAGCUCUACUCAUCACUGUCGACAGACCAUACCUCGGCCGUCGCCAUACCCACUUGCGAGAGAAGUUCGAACUCCCCCCACAUUUAAGGCGAGAUACCGGUGCCAAGAUGGCUCAAGAUCCUUCGAUGCACUGGGACGAGCUCAUCCCCUGGCUUCGCUCCAUCACCUCCCUCAAACUCCUCGUGAAAGGCAUCCUCCAUCCCGAAGAUGCCCUUCUGGCGUUACUACACGGACUUGACGGCAUCGUCGUCUCCAACCACGGCGGUCGUCAGCUCGAUGCUGCUCCAGCAACCAUAGACGCCCUGCCAUCUAUCGCCGACGUUGUCCAAGGCCGGAUACCGAUCUUCUUUGAUGGGGGUGUGAGGAAAGGGCUUGACGUGUUUCGAGCGUUGGCUCUGGGUGCUGAUAUUGUCUUGCUCGGGCGUGCCGUCCUCUGGGGCUUGGCAGCCAACGGCGAACCUGGUGUAGGACUGGCCCUAGAUAUCAUCACCGAGGAAUUCAAACUCGUCAUGGCGCUCGCGGGCGUGACGGACAUCUCACAGAUCAAGAGGUCCGCUCUGGCGUUGGUCAACCCGUCUCAGAUUGGGUUGGUCAGGGUGGAAGAUGCAGAGUGGGAAGAUAGGCGGGCAUGGUAA
Molecule: messenger RNA, 1104 nt
Organism: Cryptococcus amylolentus CBS 6039
Lineage: Eukaryota; Fungi; Basidiomycota; Tremellomycetes; Tremellales; Cryptococcaceae
Exons: 8
Coding region: 1-1104 (367 amino acids)
Molecular function (GO): FMN binding; oxidoreductase activity
Source: RefSeq, a predicted model, not a curated record